Triticum aestivum (bread wheat) is the source of this 837-nucleotide messenger RNA. RefSeq lists its product as uncharacterized. The transcript has a single exon. Gene Ontology annotation, molecular function: enzyme inhibitor activity. Lineage: Eukaryota; Viridiplantae; Streptophyta; Magnoliopsida; Poales; Poaceae. Bases 28 to 639 code for a protein of 203 amino acids. The record is from RefSeq and is a predicted model, not a curated record.
CUCUCACUAUAUGUAUAGCAGAAAACAAUGUGGCCGCUACCCCCGAGUAGAGGAGGCGAAGCGAAGAUGCCAUCGCUGCCUAGCUACAUCUUCCUCCUCACCUCUGUCACCCUCUUCCUUCUGCCCCAACCGGCGAUGUCCUCCACCGACGCCAUCAUCCGGCUCCCUUAUGGCGACGAUAUCAUCGCCGAGACCUGCCAGAGAUGUGGCGAGAACAACCAGAACGUCGACUACGCCCUCUGCGUCGCCUCCCUCUCGGCCGACCCCUCAAGCCACGACGCCAGCCUCCACGGGCUCGCCCUCAUCUCCGCCAAGCUGGUGCAGGCCGGGGUGGCAGGCAUGGACUCCGGAAUGGCAGCGCUCCAGGGCAAGGAGACAACGAGGUCGACAAGGUGGUCCUGCCUCAACGCCUGCAUCGACGUGUUCCGCGACGCCAUGGCCGACCUCGACGACUCCAUCGCCGCCAUCGAGGACGGGAGGUACGCCGAUGCCGAGACGAAGAUGACCGCCACCACCGACGCACCGGUUACCUGCAACGACGAGUUCAAGGAGCAGGGAUUGCAGCCGCCCAUGGAAGGGGAGAGUCGGCGCCUGUUCCAGCACGGCGUCAUCUCCCUCGCCAUCAUCUCAUUACUCUGAAUAACAGAUUAUAUUGAGCAAAUGUCACUAGCAUAUAUUGCUCUAUUCGGCAUACGUUGCUCUAUAAAAGUAUGUAAUAUGACUCUUUUAUCAUCUACUCCAUGUUGCAAGCGACAGGCAGUAUGUAUACACAUAUCAAGAUACCUGUUACAGUCGUGGAAACGAAGGUGCCAAUGUAACUGACAUGUUACUUAUUCU